AUGUCCAACCCUGGCUCGUCCCCCGCCUCCGCUCACCACGACCACGAGCACACCCCGCUCUGCCGCUCCUGCGGGGCGCCCACCACGGCGCCGAUCCCGGCCCCCUGGUCGGGGACCACCGACUCCCCGCCGCCGGCGUACCGCCCCAUCCGUCUCCCAGCCAUCAACGCGCCCACCAACACAGCCGCCAUCGUCCUCUCCCCGGUCCCGCAGCCGCUCCCCGUGCCUCCCGCCGCGCCGCCCCACGCCUUCCAGGUCCCCGCCAAGCGGAUCACGUCACCGGACGACAUCGCCCGCUUCCACGCCUCGGUCCACGGCCGCCACUUCCUCGGGUUCGUCGCCGCGCUGUCCGCCUCCAUCCACGGCCGCAAGCUCUCGGACCCGCUACCGUCCUCGCCAUCCCCCGCCGUCGCUGCGCUCCUCGACCUCGUCUCGGCUCUCGCCGCGCUCGUCGCAUCCACCCCUCCGCUUCCGCACAGCUCCCGGUACGGCAACCCUGCUUUCCGCCUCUGGCACGAGAAGCUCACCGACUCCGCCAGCGAGCUGAUCUCGCGGAUCGCGGCCACCGCGUCCUCCCCCGCGGACCUCGCGGAUGCGGAGGUCGAGCUCGCACCGUACCUCCUCGAUUCCUUCGGCAACGCCACCCGCAUCGACUACGGGACGGGGCACGAGACCAACUUCGCCGCUUUCCUCUACUGCCUCGCGAGGCUCGGCGUCAUCACCGAGCCCGACUACCCGGCCGUCGUUCUACGCGUCUUCGUAGCCUACCUCGAUCUCAUGCGCACGCUGCAGGACACGUACCAGCUGGAGCCUGCGGGCUCCCAUGGCGUUUGGGGGCUCGACGAUUACCAUUUCCUGCCCUUCAUAUUUGGGUCUGCGCAGCUGAUAGAUCACAAGUACAUGAAGCCCAAGUCGAUUCACAACCCAGAUAUCUUGGAGAAUUUUUCCAAGGAGUACAUGUAUCUGGCGUGCGUUGCAUAUGUGAAGAAGGUAAAGAAGGGGCCCUUUGUGGAGCAUUCACCAAUGUUGGAUGAUAUCAGUGGAGUGGCCAAUUGGAAGAAGGUUAACAGUGGGCUGCUCAAGAUGUACAAGGCCGAGGUGCUUGAGAAAGUGCCGAUCAUGCAGCAUUUCCUCUUUGGCUCACUAAUCAAAUGGUAUGAGUCAUGGCACUUAUAA
This is a messenger RNA of Miscanthus lutarioriparius, 1176 nucleotides long. NCBI's taxonomy places the organism in Eukaryota, Viridiplantae, Streptophyta, Magnoliopsida, Poales, Poaceae. The record is from the annotation of a GenBank genome assembly.